AUGAUCUCAGACGGCGAUGGAGUUGCCUCAAAUGGAACGUCGAGGACGUACUCCAACGGUGCGAGGACGGAAGCGCCGCUGACGGCCUCCGCGACAAACGGUGCUCGUAAAGCCGCUGCCCUGAACGGUUCAUCCCGUUCCGACAAGGAAGCUCAAACACCCGUUCCCACGACCUACUAUGGACAUGAUCGCGAGGAGGUCACCCGCAUACUCAUACAGGCUCUGUCCGACAUGGGAUAUCAGGGCGCUGCCGAGAGUGUGAGCAAAGAUAGCGGCUACGAGCUGGAGAGCCCGACGGUCGCCGCCUUUCGGAGUGCAGUCGUGAGCGGCGAGUGGGGCGAGGCCGAAGAACUGCUCUUCGGAGCAGUCAUGUCAGAGGACCGAAGCCAACCCGGGAACGGUCUCGUCUUGGCCCCUGGCUCUGACCGAAACGUCAUGCGAUUUUGGCUGCGGCAACAAAAGUUUCUCGAGUUGUUGGAGCAGCGAGAUACCCCACGGGCUCUGAUGGUGCUCCGGACCGAGCUGACGCCGCUCUACCAAGAUACUCAGAAACUUCAUUUUCUCUCUAGUCUUCUCAUGUGCCAGUCUACAGAAGACUUGAAGGCUAAAGCCGAGUGGGAUGGUGCUCACGGCCAGUCGAGAAAGGUUCUACUGUCGGAACUGUCCAAAUGCAUUUCGCCCUCGGUCAUGCUGCCGGAGAAUCGCCUUGCAGUCCUUCUACAGCAGGUGAAGCAGAGUCAAAUAGACAGCUGCCUCUGGCACACAACCGCAUCAUCUCCUUCAUUAUACUCGGAUCACUAUUGUGAACGGAGUCACUUCCCUACUGACGUCGCGUUGGAGCUCACAGACUUGACUGGCGAAGUCUGGCAAGUCCUGUUCUCUCACGACGGCCAGCGACUGGCUGCCUGCGGAAGUGGCGAAGCUGUUGUUAUCUGGGACUUGCCUUCUUUCUCAGUCUCUCAAAUCUUGCAACCGCAUGCUCAGGGUGUCGGCGGUUUGUCGUGGAGCCCCGACGACUCCAUGAUCGUUACGUGCUCACAGGACAAGUAUGCUAGACUUUGGGACACCACGACCGGAGAGUUGGUUUUGAAGCUGGAGCGAUUUGAGGAGCCUGCGAGUGGCUGCGUAUGGGCAGCAGACAGCAAGACCUUUGUCACCGGAUCUCUAGACAAGCAACACGGGUUGCGUACGUGGAGUAUCUCUGGCGAGAUGAUGUGCGAAUGGGGCAAGAAGCAUAGAGUUCAGGACAUCUGUGGUUCUCCGGACGGCCACUGGCUCGUGGCUGUCGACGAUGAACAGAAGAUUCAUGUCUACAAUGCCUUCACACGCGAGCUGGAGUACGAAAUGGAGGUCAAGUCUCGGCCAACAUGCGUGAGUAUUAGCGAAGACUCACGUCAUUUGCUACUUAACAAAAAGGAUGGCGAGUUGCAACUGAUAGAUUUGGUCGAUCGGACAUCAGUCCAGAAGUUCCUGGGCCACACCGGAGGCGACUUCAUAAUUCGGAGCGCCUUUGGCGGCGCAAACGAAAGCUUCGUUGUGAGCGGCAGUGAAGAUGGAAAUAUCCUCAUCUGGCACAAGAAUAGCGGUGCUGCAGUGGAGAGGCUUGAAGGGCAUCAGCCUCGAACCAACGCCGUUACCUGGAAUCCGGCAGACCCUUGCAUGUUGGCUUCAUGUGGCGACGACGGCAAGGUCAAGAUAUGGUCGAACAAGACUCGGAGCACAGCUCUCAGAUCAUUACAUAACGGCGCUUCCCGAAGUUCAAAUGGCUGGAGGGAUGAAGAGCGUGCCGAGGAAUAG
This is a messenger RNA of Colletotrichum godetiae, 1797 nucleotides long. RefSeq names its product WD domain-containing protein. Gene Ontology annotation, cellular component: GID complex. The record is from RefSeq and is a predicted model, not a curated record. Bases 1 to 1797 code for a protein of 598 amino acids. Gene Ontology annotation, biological process: proteasome-mediated ubiquitin-dependent protein catabolic process. The transcript is spliced from 5 exons. Gene Ontology annotation, molecular function: protein binding. NCBI's taxonomy places the organism in Eukaryota, Fungi, Ascomycota, Sordariomycetes, Glomerellales, Glomerellaceae.